AAGAAAGAAAAAUAAUAUAAAAAAUAAAAAGUUUUGAAUGGGUUACUGACAAGAAGAGAAGAAAAAAUAAACAAAGUGUUUUUGAAUGGUGGACGGCACAAGUGUUUUGAAUGGUGAUAGGCAUGCAAUUGGCAUGGCUACUUGCCUACUUGGCAUGCAAUUGGCAACCUCCUAUAAGUGAACCUAUAUGGUUCACAAAUCCUCCAUUGCAAUUUGCAUUUGUGCUCUUAUUUCAACUUUAUACUUUAUAGGAAAUCUGAGAGAGAGGUGGAAGGCAUGAAUCCUUCUCUGUAUGAAGCAGCUGCAACUGGUGAUGUUGGCUUCUUGGAAGGACUUCUAACAGCUGAUCUCUCUCAGAAAACACCUAAAGAGAACAAUAUUCUUCACAUUGCAGCUGAAUUCAAGCAAAUAAACUUCUUCAAAAAAGUGAAAAAAAAUCCCGAAUCUCCCCGGUUUUGGGCCACCAACAAGAAUGGCGAAACUCCUCUACAUGUUGCUGCGAGAGUAGGUUGCGGUGAAGUAGUAACGUUCCUCAUUGAGCACACAAAAGCGGAACCUAUGGAAGUGGUUGAUCUUGAUCCAGAAAAGGCACCAACUGACGGUGAAGCUUACAAAAAACUACUCCGAAUGCCGAAUUUGGAAAUGGAUACAGCACUGCAUGUUGCUGUUCGAUACAAUCAUGCUGGAGUAGCGAAGAUUUUGCUGAGUGCUGAUCCUGAAUUGUGUUGUUCAUUUUACAGCACCAGGGAGUCACCCCUGUUCCUAGCUGUUAGAGCCGGGUCUACCAGCAUUGCUGAUUAUAUUUUAAAAAAGACUCCGGAUCAUGAAUCUCUUUCUUUUCAGGGAACAAAUGGUGUGACCGCUUUGCACGCAGCAGCCACUCGUAUACCCUUCGCCAAGAAAGGAAUUGUGCAAUCUAUGGUUACCAAAAAUCCUGGGAUGGUCGAAGUUCGUGAUGAAAUAGGGUGGACUCCAUUACACUACGCAUCACUGAGAGGGAACCUUAAAGCAGCUCAACUACUGAUUCAAAAUUGCAAAACUUUCAAAUUUGCUUGUUACAUCAAAGACGAGCUUGGCAUGUCAGCUCUCCACGUCGCGGCAUAUGCAGGGCACACCCAAAUAAUUGAAGAGUUGAUCGGACGUUGUCCUGAUAUUUGUGAUUGUGUCAAUCACAAGGGCCAAACAGCUCUACAUGCAGCAGUUUUAGGCGAAAAGAUAAAUGUUGUGAAGUACGUUUUGAAGACGCCUAGGCUUGCGAGACUUAUAAACGAAGCAGAUAAUGAUGGAAACACUCCUUGGCAUCUAGCUGCUAUUCAUGAAAAUAGUGAAAUCGUUGCUAUUUUAAGGAGAGACAGGAGGUUGAACAGAACUGCUAUCAAUAAAGAAUUUUUGCAAGUUAGCGACAUUUUGCUCGCCGAGAACACGGGAAGAAAGGAAAUCGUAAAAAGUCGCAAUGUUUUGAACUGCCUGGCAAGAGACGUUGUCGUUACCGUGCCAUAUUAUCAACAAAAAAUCAAGCAGGAGUUCAAGAAAUUUGGAUCCCAAGGGGAAAGCAGUACGUCUGAGACACUGGUCAAUACUACAAAUACGAGAGAAAACUUGCAGGCUUAUUUGGCUCAGACCUUCAAAAGAAAUGAUUCGAAACUUCUGGUAGCGACGGUCAUUGCAACCGUUACAUUUACGGCCGUUUUGAACCCGCCAGGAGGGUUUAAAGACGAUGGAACACCAGUUUUAACAAAAGAAGGAGCUUACAAAGUAUUUAUGUUUUUUAACACGCUUUGCUUCGCUCUCUCAGUGUCGGCGAUAUUUAAUGAAUCCAGUCCUAUAUCUGUCCUGUCAACCCAUCUACCCACACCUACGAGUCUUAUUAGUUAUUCCAUUGCUGGCAUGUUGGUGGCAUUUUGUGCAGCCCUGAUAGCAGUGGAGCCCAAGCGGCCCGGGCAAAGUAUGGUUAACUAUUUUUUUUUUGGCAACGAUGGUUCCGUUAUUGCUUCUCUGCCAUCUCGUAUUGGUGCCGUAAUUGUAGGCGUAGUAGUUUGCAUCCCUAUUUUUAACUCUCUAAGUCAAAUACUCAACGGGGAAACAAGGAUCCACGACCUCAAGAAGCACAUAAUUUAAAAAUAAUUUACAUGGCCUAGAAUCGUGGUGCAUGACAAAGUCAGAAAGGGAAAAACAAUCUUGUCCCUCGAGUAUAGGAGGGAUUCUAGGCCAUGCAAAAUCGUGGGUGGUUGUUUUUUUUUCCUAUUUCAUUGUAAGGCUAUUUAACAGCCAUUAGUGUUAUUCCAAUUCAAUAAGAAUUCUCCCAAUUUACAAGUGUAAUCAGACUUUGCGUUUACAAGA
Malus domestica (apple) is the source of this 2340-nucleotide messenger RNA. Its product is annotated as ankyrin repeat-containing protein At5g02620-like. Gene Ontology annotation, cellular component: plasma membrane. Gene Ontology annotation, molecular function: protein binding. NCBI's taxonomy places the organism in Eukaryota, Viridiplantae, Streptophyta, Magnoliopsida, Rosales, Rosaceae. The record is from RefSeq and is a predicted model, not a curated record.